Molecule: messenger RNA, 366 nt
Organism: Achroia grisella
Lineage: Eukaryota; Metazoa; Arthropoda; Insecta; Lepidoptera; Pyralidae
Product: histone H2A, sperm-like
Exons: 1
Coding region: 1-366 (121 amino acids)
Cellular component (GO): nucleosome
Molecular function (GO): protein heterodimerization activity; DNA binding; structural constituent of chromatin
Source: RefSeq, a predicted model, not a curated record
AUGUCGCUACCAGUUAAAAAAAACAAAUCGCGCUCCUCAAGAGCCGGCCUGCAUUUUCCGGUUGGAAGAAUACACAAAAUACUCCGUAAGGGAAACUUCGCGCCGAGGAUUGGGGCUGGUGCUCCGGUGUACUUGGCGGCUGCUUUGGAAUAUCUCGCAGCUGAAAUCUUGGAGUUGGCAUCGGAAGCGGCCAGGGAUAAUAAGAAGGGAAGAGUCGUGCCGAGGCAUAUCCUGUUCGCAAUUAGGAAGGACGAGGAACUGAACAGAAUGCUAACUGGUGUGACGAUUUCGCAAGGAGGCGUCAUACCUCGUAUACAACCUCAGUUGCUACCUAAGAAGACCGUUAAAAAUAAUACCACUACGUGA